This is a messenger RNA of Rangifer tarandus platyrhynchus (Svalbard reindeer), 1008 nucleotides long. The record is from the annotation of a GenBank genome assembly. Lineage: Eukaryota; Metazoa; Chordata; Mammalia; Artiodactyla; Cervidae.
AUGCUGUGGUUCCAGGGCGCCAUUCCGGCCGCCAUCGCGUCGGCCAAGAGGAGCGGCGCAGUCUUCGUGGUGUUCGUGGCAGGAGGAGAAAGUUCAGGCCAGACCACUGUGUCUCAAGAGCCUAGUGGAUGUUCAAAUCAGAGACCUACUGAAGACCUCACCGUCAGAGUGGAAAGACUAACCAAAAAACUUGAAGAAAGGAGAGAAGAGAAAAGGAAAGAGGAAGAACAGAGGGAGAUUAAGAAGGAAAUUGAGAGGAGGAAAACUGGAAAAGAAAUGUUGGAUUAUAAAAGAAAGCAAGAAGAAGAAUUAACAAAAAGAAUGUUAGAGGAAAGAAAUAGAGAAAAGGCAGAAGAUAGGGCAGCUCGAGAGCGUAUAAAACAGCAGAUUGCUCUGGACCGUGCAGAGAGAGCUGCUCGGUUUGCAAAGACGAAGGAAGAGGUAGAAGCUGCUAAAGCUGCCGCCCUGCUGGCCAAACAGGCAGAGAUGGAAGUCAGGAGAGACACUUCCACAAAAGAGAGAAGCACUGUUGAGAGAAUUCAGUUCCGUCUUCCAGAUGGUUCUUCCUUUACAAAUCAGUUCCCUUCUGAUGCUCCUCUAGAGGAAGCAAGGCAGUUUGCUGCACAGACUGUUGGCAACACUUACGGUAACUUUUCAUUAGCAACAAUGUUUCCCAGGAGGGAAUUUACCAAAGAAGAUUAUAAAAAGAAAUUAUUGGAUUUGGAACUUGCUCCAAGUGCUUCAGUGGUACUGUUGCCAGCAGGAAGACCAACUACAUCCAUGGUACAUUCUUCCAGUGGAGACUUUUGGACAUUGUUGGGGACAGUGCUUUACCCAUUCCUUGCCAUCUGGAGACUGAUAAGCAACUUCUUAUUUAGUAAUCCUCCUCCUGCACAGACCUCAGUGAGAGCAGCAUCACUGGAAACCUCAAACCUUGCUUCGUCUAGCAACUCAGAAAAAAGGGAACCAGUCAGAAAGAGUGCUGGAGAAACGGGGGGAAGACUUUAA